Messenger RNA from Mytilus trossulus (common blue mussel), 675 nucleotides. RefSeq names its product vitelline membrane outer layer protein 1-like. The transcript has 3 exons. Lineage: Eukaryota; Metazoa; Mollusca; Bivalvia; Mytilida; Mytilidae. The record is from RefSeq and is a predicted model, not a curated record. Bases 27 to 659 code for a protein of 210 amino acids.
UCUUAAGAUAAGAAUAUACUGUUUCAAUGGGUCUUAAGUAUUUUGUUGCCGUGCUAUUAUUGUAUUUGAAUGAAGGAUUUCUUAUAGACCAUGACGCCCCACGGAAGGUUGUAAAAGUUCUAACAGCAGGGAAUGGUGGACAUUGGGGGGACUGGCAUCCUCCUCAUUACUGUGCAGAAGGCGCAUAUGCAGUCGGAUUUAAUUUGAAGAUAGAAAGUUACCAACAAGGCCUGGAUGACACUGCUUUAAACGCAAUAUUGUUAAAAUGUGAAACAUUGGAUGGUCCUCACUACGCUGGAUACGUAGAGUCAGGAGAAGGGCAGUGGGGAAGUUGGAUCGGCGAAAAACAGUGCCAGAAUGUUAAUCAAAGUCGACUUUUCCUAAAUGCCUUUUCACUUCAAGUGGAACCUAAUCAGCAAGGACUUGAUGAUACUGCUGCAAACUGGGCUAGAUUUAAAUGUCGCGAGUUUGCACAGGAAGUGGAUUUUGACCUUGACAUUCCCCCAGGACAUGGAAAAUUUGGGACAUAUGGUGGUUGGAGCGAAAGUUGUCCUCUGAACUCAGCGAUUUGUGGUAUUCAGAGCCGUAUAGAAGGGGCUCAAGGAGCGGGAGAUGACACAGCUAUGAAUGAUGCUAAGUUUUUCUGUUGUUCUGAAUAAAGCAGUAAAUAGUCAG